ACCUUGCAAUUAUUGACUUACGUCUGAUUCUAAUCAAUGUCAGCCAAGUCCCUGUUGGCUUCUGUUUCAGUUAUUACUCAUCUCUCUGCUUUAUCGUAAAUGCUUAAAAAUAACUCCUUUGUUUCAUUAUUUUUCCAGGAAUUGAAGUUAAGCUGAUAGCUCUAUAAUUCUCUGGCACACCUUUUUUUUACCCUUUCUAAUAAAUAAUAGGAAAUGCUUGUGCGAUCUCUCAUAUUUUAAGAUCUCAUCUGUGCUCUGCAAAUAAUGAAAGACAGUUAAUAACAUUGCAUGGUAUUGCAUCAGCCAGCCCUUAACUGCUCUAAAUCAAUCAGGUUUGAAAAUACCUGAGUUUUUCUCUUUCUGUGUGAGGCUGAGGCCUUGUUUUGUUCCUGGUAUCAAUUAUGGUAACCCCCUCCUUGUGACCAGCUUUCUGAUGAAGAUUAAUGUGUUGUUUUGAUGUCUUCGUAUGGCCAUGAGCAUUUUGGAAUCUGUUUUAUUGCACUUACCGCUCAAGUAAUGACUGAUCUGCGAAGCCAUAACCAUUUCAGAGGAAAAAAAUCAGUUAUUUUAUGAUGAGUGGUUUGUGCCCAGUGAGUUGAUACUGUGAUCAGCUGGACAAUUUAGUUUUCAAAAGUGUAAAAGAGCCUUCCUGCCCUAAUAACAAUGGAUAUUUGCUUCUGUAUUUUGUUGGUCAUUGGUGCAUAAAAUGGAGCAGUGGGCCUACCUGUGUUGAAUCUUGUCAGUAAGGAAGUUGUCCUUAUGUUUUUAGGAGAAGCAAAAUUAAGAAAUAAGUGAUAAUUAUUUAUAUACAAGUAGGAAAAGAAUUUUCUGUAUCACCUGUUUCAUUGCUACAGUUCACUAUGUAAGUCAAAGGAACUGAAUGCAUUUUUUUACAUCAAACAUAUAGAUUAUUACAUUAUUUUAAAUAUGGGUUUUCUUUUCUUUUGGAGUGGGAUUUUCCAUAAGUUGAAAUGGCUUGCUCUACUGCCUUGAAAAGUUAAGAAAUAAUUUUUGUGUGGGUGUGCAGCUUAAAACAGUUACUGUUUACAGCAUCUGCAUUUCACUUGAUUGUGUGUUCCCUGAAGAGAGGAUUAAUAAGGUAUUCCUUAGUAUGUGGCAAGUGGCACAUCUGGCCAUUGGCAUUCAGGCUGAGUUCUGGUUCUGUUGACGUCUUGGCUGGUCAUGCAAUGUGGAAGGAGAACAGGACACUCAUGAUCUCUUCUACCUCCCACUCCCACUGCAAACAUAAAUUAAAGAAGUGCAUCUUCAGAAAUAAACUGUGAUACACUUAAUGUCUGUGGAGAGAACAUGUGCUAGCGAAAAGUGUGAGAAUAACCAUACAGGAGCAGAUGAGAGAUCUGUGCAGUCUUGGCUUUGAUGGCAGCAAAAAAGCUAAUGCUGAAGUAAGAGUGUAAGAAGAGAUCUAAGUACAUAAGUACAUAGUACUCCUCUGUGCUGGGUAUUUACCCAGCUUCCAGCCAUUUUUAACUCAUGGACUUCAAUACGCCCACACAGGAUUUCUGUGAGAGAGGUCUCACUGAACUUGUCCAGUCUUACCUGUAGGUCAUCUGAACUCUGCACUCCAUCUAAUUAUAUCUCCUCUGAGAAAACUUUACCUUGUUUUACCUUUGUUUUGAAGUUGAUGGUUGCUAUUUUUUCUAGCACUGCCAUUUUUUACCAAAAGAGUCCAUCCACUCUGUAGACUCUCAUGACUCCGUAGAGCUUUACAGUCAUUGAAUUCAGCCAUCUCCUUAUCAGAGCGACAAAUCCUAGCAGCAGUACAAAAACUGGUUUAUGAAUAAAUAUUCUCACUUCUCUAAAACUCUUCCAACUCUUCUUACAGAAGGGUAAGAGAGCCUCAACAAAACACGAGGAGAGCAUACAUACUACCAGAGUGAGUUGGUAAGAUCACAUGUAAGGUUCAAUUAUUGACCAUUUUUUUCUUACCAGUUUUUAAUAACAACUGUAUAGGGAAUUGCUGCUGUUCUUUCAGUUUUGUGUUUUGCAAGCCUACCUCUUUUCUUAGUGUUGUAUGACAAUGCUGAAUUUGUUACAGGUAUAAAAGAUAUAGAUAUGUUAUAGAUAUUUUAUAGAUAUAAAAAUCACAUCACAAAUGUGAUUAUCUGGUAUUUUUGUGACAUCUAAAACCAGUUUAAUGAGCAAUUAUGUUUUUCCUACUAGUUUUUUACUGAUGAAAACUGACUGUGAAAAUUUGGCACCUGAAAUUACUUCAUGGACUUUUUUCCCUUCAGGGAGUGCAACAGCACAUGAAUAUUCUUUUGGGAAAAGGUACCAGAAGCAGGAAGAAAAAAGCAAAAUGGGAUACCCUUAUAGAAAUAUUGAUCAAACAAAGUGAGAAAAGGGAGUUAAAAAUCAGGAGUAGACAGGAGCAUAGUUGUGUAGGCAUCUUCAAACAAGAAUAAGACUCUGCAGAGAGUUGAUGAUGGGGCAUGAUCAGGGUCCAUGUGUACUACAAUUAGGAAAAUUGGAAAAAAAAUGACAAAAAUUGCUAGAUGUUGAGGUAAACACCUCAAGAGGAUUCACUCCUGGCAAGAAAAACGUACUGUGUUAUUAGUGCAGAAUCAGAAAGAACUGAAAAUAAGAAAAAGAAAAUAAUAUUCAACACACAGAUCUUAAGUUCUUGAGUUCAGAAUAUUUAAAUUCUGUCUAGUACAAGAGAAAAAAAAAUUAUUUUGUUAUAGUGACUUGCUGGUUGUCUUUAUAAUGUUAAAAACUUAAUUUUUCAAAUUGAUAAUAAAUUUUUUGUGUUUUAAGUUGUGGUAGAGAAACUCUAGGAUUACAUCUUGGAAUUCAUCAUAAAUGCGGUUGAAGUGGAAUUUUGCAGUUUAUGAAAAUAUAUAUGUUUCUUUCAUAAAAGCAAGUUUAAGUGACAGAUCUGAUUUGUAUUUAUGAUUUGAAAAGAAUGCAAAGGAUUUUGAUCUUAACUUUGCUUAGUUCUGAAGAUUUGAUGUUAGGUAGCAUCUGUGGUUUGUAAUUGUUCUCUGGUCAAGCACAAAUGACGAUUGAUGUUUUUUCCAGACAGAAGCGUAUCAAGUCCAAGAGUUGAAUCACAUAAAACUGUUACUGGAACUUUUUCAAAACAACAAAUGAUUUUAUUUCUUUCCACCUUUGUUCUGAAAAACUUAAAAAAAUUAAGAGAUACGGGCCUGGGAAGGAGAGAUGAGAGAGGAAAACGUUUCUGUGCCUAUUUAUCAGAACUUCUAACAUCUUUUCCUGUUGUGAGUCCCAUGAGAUUACUGAAGAAAUGGAAACAACUAAAAGUUGAAGAUGUGGUAUUAAGCCAAAAGUGGCACUCAGAUCUCAGGCAACCUGCAGCCUGGAUAGCUGAGUGUUAAGCAAUCAAAUGGCCUUAAGAGCAGUUUUGUAAUAAUGUUCCGCCCUGUGAAUCCUGCUGGAUUAUGAUCGCCAGAAUAAGAUAUGAGCAGGUACUUGUGGACUAAAAAACUGGUCAGUUUUUCCACUCUUCUUUCUGCACUGGCUGUUUCAUCUUGGAUUUGUCCUCCUUGUGGACAAUAAAUGCUGCUGCCCCUUUUAUACCCUUGUGUGACGCAGAGAAGCUCAAGCAAGAGCAAGGGAUAGAGAUGAACUUGGUAAGAACAAGAUGUGAUGUUUGACAGAAUAUGCCUGUCAUGCAUUCACCACUUCACCCUGAAUCAAAAAGAUCGGCAAAGGUUCAGUACAGCUAAAAGUUAGAUGCUAAGUCUGUACCAUGCCUGCAGGGGUAUGAAGACACACCAUUUUGGGAUUUGCAAUGGCAAGGUUGGCAAUAGCCAGCUUGGCCACCCAUCUCCAUUUCUCCCUCCAGUCUGCAGGUGAAUAUUGUUUAUGAUUUCCACUGGCCAGUGCUGGGAGUGGCAGAAGAUGGAGGAUGUCUGCCCAAGCCUUAGCAGUUCCAAAUUGAAAGAGUGUUACCCAGGGUACAACACCAUCUUCACCAUCACUCUAAUUGUGUCUGAGAAUGAGCACACAAAUCAAGUAGAAUCUGUACUGUUGCCAGGCAAAGAAUCUCGAGCAAUGGGAGAUAAAGGGAGAGAUGAAGUAGUGACAGGUGACAAUACUGUGAUGAAAGAAAUACUUUCAGACCCGGCCGGCUGUAGAGAAUGUCUCUGAUUUCUGUGUUUUACCUGAUAAAGUUAAAGGCAAGUUAGCUGAAUCUCUUCUCAAAUAAUGAAAGAAUAAACAAACAAAAAAAAAAGUGUCUCAAUUACUUUCUUCUUUCAUAAUAUGGUGUAAGAUAGGGAUAAGGUUACUUGUAUUUUACUUGCAUUCAGAGUGGUAUUGUGGUUUGAAAAAAGGGUAAUGGGGACAAAAGGAAGAAGGAGAGUCUUUUCUCUAGUUUCAUUUCACCUAAAACAAUACCGUGAACACCCUUAACAGACCUACAAUGAAUCCCAGAUCUUCCACCUCCAAUCAUGAUGACCUUAGAUUUACGUAUCUUUGUGAUAUGCUAAAGAUGUAAGGAAUUUGGAUGAUUGAAUAUAAAUUAGAAAAUAUGAAAAAAAUAGAGGGUGUCAUUUUAGAAGCUGUUUCAGUUAAAUCACAUCUAUACCAUUAUCUGAGUUAGAACUUCAGUUCUGUUUCUUACCUAAUAUUUUUAAAAGGGAGAGCAAUGGUUGGAGUUUUGCAAGACCGGCAAAUGCAAAGGAAAUUCAAAGUACUGUCUGCAGUGUGCUAGCUUGCACUGAUACAUUGGACAGAAAAAAAAGGAGCACAUACAGAAGGUGACUAUCCAUUUCCUCACACUUUGAAAUCCUUGGAAAACAGUAAUUAUAGUUUAAUUUCUAAAGAUAUCUUUUAGGGAUGAGGCUGAGAGUAGGAUAAGAAAGUUAGUAGCGAUGAUGGGUCUGACCUUUGGAGAUGGAAUCUGAAUUACCAUAGUGUAAGUUUAAAAGCCAGUUUAUGCCAUUUUGUAACUGAGGCUAUCAGUAAAGUUCAGGUACUGUUUAAUUUGCUAAGCCACCACUGCUUCCAGGAAAUGUUUGCAUUCUUUGUAAAAAUGUGUGGACUUUAUUCUGCUAAGAACUGGAAUGUGGUUUUUAAUGCUUUCUAUUUUGCCAAACACCAAGUAAUCCACAAAGUAGUUAUUGUAGCGCUUUCUAAUCCACAAUGGAUAAAUCCUGACCUUGUUGAUAUGUGUUUCUUGCGUGCUGUUUUUCCCAUGUGCAACUCUGGAAAUGGAAUGUGGACUGUGAAAUGGAAAUUCCAGAUUCAAACGACCCCUUAGGUCAUGUGGACGGACUUGAGAGACCAAUUCCAACACCUAAAGGUUAUUUCCUGACCUUCUUGGAACCAGUAAACAAUAUCACUGUAGUCCAGGGGCAAACAGCAAUCCUCCACUGCAAGGUAGCAGGAAAUCCAUCUCCAAAUGUCAGAUGGCUAAAAAAUGACGCUCCCGUGGUUCAGGAGCCAAGACGGAUCAUCAUCAGAAAAACAGAUUAUGGAUCACGUUUAAGAAUCCAGGAUCUGGAUACCACAGACACAGGAUACUACCAGUGCGUGGCUUCAAAUGGGAUGAAGACAAUAACUGCAACAGGAGUUUUGUUUGUCAGGCUUGGUCCAACAAACAGCCCAAAUCACAAUCUUCAAGAAGAUUACCAUGAAGAUGGGUUCUGUCAGCCAUAUAGGGGAAUUGCGUGUGCACGAAUCAUUGGAAACAGAACCAUUUAUGUGGACUCCCUCCAGAUGCAAGGGGAAAUUGAAAACCGAAUUACUGCUGCGUUUACAAUGAUUGGCACUUCAACACAUUUGUCUGACCAGUGCUCGCAGUUCGCUAUACCUUCCUUCUGCCACUUUGUGUUUCCCCUGUGUGAUGAGCGUUCUCGGACCCCUAAGCCACGGGAGCUGUGCCGGGAUGAAUGUGAAGUUCUGGAGAAUGAUCUCUGUAGGCAGGAGUACAACAUUGCUAGAUCAAACCCCCUCAUCUUAAUGCAGCUACAGUUGCCUAAAUGUGAGGACCUCCCGCGACCAGACACCUUGGAAGCCGCCAACUGCAUAAGAAUUGGGAUCCCUGUGGAGAGACUGAGCCGAUAUCAUCAGUGCUACAACGGCUCUGGAGCUGACUACAGAGGGACCGUCAGUGUUACCAAGUCAGGCCACACUUGCCAGUUCUGGGACUCACAGAGUCCCCACAACCAUGAUCUGACAAGCACACAGUUCCCAGAGCUAGGUGGAGGACAUGCAUAUUGUCGAAAUCCUGGAGGUCAAAUGGAUGGUCCCUGGUGUUUUACAAAGAAUAAAAACGUACGCAUGGAACUGUGUGACAUACCUUCUUGUAGUCCACGUGACAACAGCAAAAUGGGAAUCCUAUACAUCCUUGUUCCCAGCAUAGCCAUCCCUCUGGUGAUAGCCUGCCUUUUCUUCCUGGUCUGCAUGUGCAGGAACAAGCAGAAGGCAUCUGCUGCUACACCACAGCGCCGCCAGCUGAUGGCUUCUCCUAGCCAAGACAUGGAAAUGCCACUCAUUAAUCAACACAAACAGGCUAAGCUUAAAGAAAUUAAUCUGUCCACUGUGAGAUUUAUGGAGGAACUAGGAGAGGAGAGGUUUGGAAAAGUCUACAAGGGCCAUCUCUUUGGUACAGCACCAGGUGAACAAACACAAGCCGUUGCCAUUAAGACCCUAAAAGACAAAGCAGAACUGGCUCUUCGGGAAGAAUUUAAACAUGAGGCAAUGAUGAGAUCACGAUUACAGCACCCAAACAUAGUUUGUUUGCUGGGAAUAGUGACAAAGGAACAACCUGUAAGUAUGAUAUUUAGUUAUUGUUCCCACAGUGAUCUCCAUGAGUUCCUGGUGAUGAGAUCUCCCCACUCAGAUGUUGGGAGCACUGAUGAUGACAAGACAGUAAAAUCCACUCUGGAACCAGCAGACUUUUUUCACAUUGUGACUCAGAUAGCUGCAGGAAUGGAAUAUCUUUCUAGCCACCAUGUUGUCCACAAGGACUUGGCCACUAGAAAUAUACUGGUGUUCGAUAAACUGAAUGUGAAAAUAUCUGAUUUGGGCCUUUUCAGGGAAGUUUAUGCUGCUGAUUACUACAAACUGAUGGGAAAUUCCCUUCUUCCUAUCCGGUGGAUGUCCCCUGAGGCUAUUAUGUAUGGCAAGUUUUCUAUUGAUUCGGAUAUAUGGUCAUACGGAGUUGUGUUGUGGGAAGUUUUUAGCUAUGGCCUGCAGCCUUACUGUGGUUAUUCCAACCAGGAUGUCAUUGACAUGAUCAGGAACCGACAAGUUUUGCCAUGUCCCGAUGACUGCCCCACAUGGAUAUACACUUUGAUGUUGGAGUGUUGGAAUGAAUUUCCCAACAGAAGACCAAGAUUUAAAGAUAUACAUAACAGACUAAGAACAUGGGGGAACCUUUCUAAUUACAACAGCUCAGCGCAAACUUCUGGGGCAAGCAACACCACACAGACAAGUUCUCUCAGCACAAGCCCUGUUAGCAAUGUCAGCAAUGCUAGAUACAUUGGACCAAAGCAGAAAACUCCAGCCUUCCCUCAACCUCAGUUCAUACAAAUGAAAGGCCAGAUGAGACCAAUAGUCCCGCCUCCUCAGCUCUACAUUCCAGUCAACGGUUACCAGCCAAUGCCUGCCUAUGGUGCUUACUUGCCAAAUUUUUAUCCCGUCCAAAUUCCAAUGCAAAUGGCUCCUCAGCAAAUACCUCCCCAGAUCAUUCCCAAACCAGGCUCCCACCACAGCGGGAGUGGAUCUACCAGCACAGGCUAUGUAACAACAGCACCUUCCAAUGCGUCGGUGGCCGACAGGGCUGCUCUGCUGUCAGAGGGCACGGAUGACACGCACAACGGAGUGGAAGACAUUGCCCAGAACCCUGUCCAGGAGGAGGAGGAGGAAGAGGGCUCUGUGCCUGAAACAGAAUUGCUGGGUGAUAAUGACACACUUCAGAUGGAUGAAGCAGAAAUUCAAUCAGAAGCCUAAGGAAUUUGGCCUCAUUGCUAAGAAUUCCACGUCGCUUCCAUGCAUGGAGACAGUAGAUCCUUAGGUUUAAUAGAGUGAUUUUGAUCUGACUCAAAGAAACAAAACUAAAAAAAAAAGCAACAUCCAUUUAAAAGUGCAGCAGUAAUGACAUACCAGGUCUAAUUACCAUUGCCACCAGCAGAUUUUUCAAAUACGGUAGUGUAGACUUGCUGGGUUUAAUCUUUUUUACUGUUCUACAGUUCUUGAGAGAAGCUGCUUUUUAAAUAUGUACUGUUGCUGUGCAACAUGUUGCAGAGUAGCAUUGCACAUCAUGUAUAUCAUGAUAUAUGAGUGUAAUGUUAGUGAAUUAUGCCUAAGCCAAUAACACAAAAAGGAAUCCAGCUAUGGUUGCAGAAUUGCUCUAAGCAUAAAGAAGUGCCCUGGAUAUGAUGGACAGCUUAGUUUGUAGUAUUUAUCUCUUCGAUGUAAUGGACACAAGAUUGUUGUUUGCUUUUUGAGUCUGAAGAUCUAAGUUGAGAAUAAUGAUCUGUGUUUGUAUUACAAUAAGGAGAAAAGGGGGAAACUGAACAUAAAAUUGCCUCUGCUGAGUAAGACCAUGGGUCUGUCCAGCCCAGUAGCAUGUCUUGAAAGACCAUCGAUAAUCCCUGCCAAGGGAUAGACUGCAAGGGCAAUUUCCCUUGCAGAAAUUUCCCAGGGUAUUGCGCCAACCUCCAGCAAUUUGUGGCUUAGGGCCUUCCCAAGACAGAAGUGGAAUUUUUUCCUGUUAAAUAGCCUUUGAUGGAAUUUUCUACCAUGAAUUUAUCCAAAUGAUUUUGAACUCACAUAGAGCUAGAGUAUCCACAACCGCUUGUGGAGUAACAUGAGAGGAGAAAGGAUGGUUUCUUUCAUCAGUUUGGGUGAAUGACUGACAGAAGCUUCCAAAUGAGAUCAUCUGACUGCAUUUGUGGAUGAAAGUAUUCCUUCUCUGCUGUGUCUUUUCAACAGCAAACAGCCUUAAUACACUGUUAACCAAAAAUGGGGAUAUUGUAGGGGAUAUUAUAGGUGUGCACUAACUUAAUAAAUCCAACUUUAAUUGGUUAUCAAGUAUAGAAAAGGGCUCCACAUGUUCCUACAUUGUAAAAGUGUUGGGUUUUGUGCGGGGUUACAGACUUACUUGAUUUACCACAGUUACUGCUGGAUUGCAUAUGAUACCAUGGUUUUUUUCCCGACUUUUUAGUGAAAAUGAUUUUUGAACUUUAGAAGACCAAAAUAAGCAAUAAUGUACAAGGUGCUGGUUUUGUGCUUCUGUUUGCAGGAUGAAUCAUGUACAGACCUUUAAAUGUAAUUUAUGUUUUACUACAUUUUAUAUACAUUUUUUCAUUGUAAUAUUUGGAUUUUUUAAUGAGUGACUUUUUAACUUUAACAUUUACAAUAUUCACAUGUGGUGCAGUUUUAUGGUAUUGCUGUUCCAUUUUGUUAAACAUGCAGACAGGUCCAUACAUUUCAUGACCCCUUUUCGUAAUACAAGCAGUACACAUUCUCAUUGUAGCCUUGUAGCCAACACACACUAUAGCUCUAAGUUCUACAUCCAACAUGGGGUAUUCAAUAAAGUGAUACAAAAGGUAUGAUGAAGUAUGUUAUCCUACAGGCACUGGUUUUGUUAUGGUACUUUGUGGAAAUAGAAAUGGCCUCAAUUGCUUAAGUUACAGUUAAACUACAAGUUUUUAUUUUAUUACGUUGGGAUUCACUUGUAAGUCAUGUAUCAUUGUGAUCUACACGUUGUGUUCAAGGUAUGGCAGCCUUACUUAUUUCUGGCAUUUCACCUGGAGUUGGAAAUGCACUGGUAGGAAAAAAUAUGAAAGCUUUAUUACUUUUGUUAAUAUAAUGCAGCUUUGGGUGCUUUUACUAAAUAAAAGAUAAAUAAAAAAGAAAAAAGGUGACAUAAUUUAUUUACGUGACGUUCUUUGUUUUUUUCUAGGUUUCCUUAUCUCAGAUAAUUGAACUUGAUUAAUCAACUACACUGUCUUUCUUUGUUCCUUUGCUAACUUACUUCAGAGUAAGUGGAGAGCAAAGGGUUCAGUUAUACCACAGAUUUGUCAGUGAGAGAAAAGAUAAGUAAGCAGAUUAAUGGCAGUCAGUGGAAGCUUCUGUACAGUGCUCUCUGAAGUUCAGCCUAUUUCUAGUAGUCAGAGAGCAUUAUGACUUUGUGUGUUUUCAAUACGGUUUGGGAAACUCCUAAUUCUCUUCUUUAAGCCUCAUAAAUUCACUACAGACAGGAAAAAAGGUCAGAUUUCUAUACUGAUUUUCCCAUCCCCACUUAAUGUGGACGUGCUCUCAAAGAGAUGGUUGAGGAGCAAUACAUAAUUUUCUAGGCCAGCCUCCACAGUACUGGAGAGGGGUAUUCCCCCUCUGUUGAUGUGGGUGGGCUCAUCUGAGCUGCCAAGAUUGGAGCCAUGAUGACAUGCAAACACUUUCUAUGCACUUCAGGUGAGCACCUCUGCACAAGUGCCACCACCAGCGUGUUAGUGGCUACUCCUAAGUCAUAUGGAUUGGCCGUAAGCUCUUGUUCUGCCACUUCCCAGAGUAGUCUAACCUGUGAUAUCUGCUGCACAGUCUCAGCCAGUGUCAGAGUCUGUCUUUCCUCCCCGAGACUUGGAAGCAAGGCCAAGGGAGAUCACGGAAGGGAUGAGGACGUAAGUGGAUGGGACAAGAUGGUAAUGUGGCGAUAAGUGCGGGAACAGUUGGGGUUGGGUCCAUACAAAACCAGCACAAUACUGCUCACUUGGGCUUGCAAAGGUACUUCUUCCUGGCAGGUCUAGCAAAGCUGGAGUUUUUCUUGAGGGCAGAACAGCUUUUCUAGCAGCAAAUACAUGUCUGGAGGAUGGGUAAAGGGCAGGGUGUUUUUGAGAAGACUGUGAGGUUGCUUCAAAAGUUUUCUCGUGCUUCUAGUACCCUAAUCUGUCUAUAUGAUUUUCAUAAGACUGGGUCUGACAUUAGAAAAAGUGGAUUGGGCAUUGAUACUGUGCACAGCAAUCCACUGGUGAGGCAGGAAGGUCCUGUUUGGAAAAGCAUAUAAGGCAGAUGGAGAAUGGAUUUGCAAUCUCAGGGCAGGAAAACUGAGUGAUGGUUCCUAGUCUGAGUGGGGAAACUGACCAUAGAUGUGUCACUAUCUCCAGUUUGACUUCUGUUGUGAUAUUGUCCAAGAUCUACAUUUUUUCAGGAUCUUUUCUUCUGUUCUACCCAUUGAGACCAUAGGGAAGACAAAGCCAUAAAGAGUGCAGUAUAGGCAGCUGUAUAAAAACUGAGUGUUCACCCACAAUGCUAACUACAAACAGACAUUAUUACAAACUUUGAUAGGCAGGUUAAUUCCUUCAUCUAAAAGGCAAUACUCUUAGUUUCAUCUAGUGAUUUUCCUAGAGACUCAUCCAGAGGAUCAAGCUCCCUGCUGAGAUACAAAUCCUUUGCUUUUGUAUCUGCCAUGGCUGUGAACAUCACAAUGAGUCAUAGGGAAUUUUCUUCAUGGUAAUAGUACCUCAGACUUUUAUUAAAGAGAUGAAUUUGUUUCUUUUUCUCACUUACUAUCUAAGGAAUUCAUCAGGUGUCACUAGUUUUGUGUUCAGAGGAAUCCUUUCACUUCACCUAUGUGGGAGUACAGGGAAAAGGUCUGACACUUUCUGGAAAAGAGCUCAGGAAUAUUUGCUGAGUUGGAGAAUCUCAAAAGAUGUCAGACCUUGAGGUGUUUGACAGAACAGAUGUAAGGAGAGAAACAUCCAGCUGCAUGGAGAGUAGUAUCUUCAAAUAAACCCUAAGUCAUAGUUUCACCAUGGAUAGAAAGUAAUUCUGUUUCUAGACAGGCAAAUGCUACUGCAAACUGUACUCCGAAACAGCAUUUCAGUUACCCAAAAUAUGAAGAAAAAAUCAACUGGCAAAAUCAUCCUCUUUUUGAGGAAAGGGACUAAAUUCAUAUUGGACAGCAAUGUAUGUUCCUGUUCUGUGAAAAAAUCUAUAAGUAUUGGUGGAAUCCCUGACUAUAAUAAAAUUUUGGGGAUCUUCUCAAACAAUGGAAAACUGAAUAGUAAUAUACAAAUAGUAGUAGCAUGUGACACAAACAAUGGCAUGGCUCAGUGUAUGAGUUUUAGUUCCACCUUACCAGAAAACUGAAUUUUGUUUCUAGUUUUUCAAAAGGGACCUUGUAUAGUUUUUGUUUUGCACAGCUUCCAGAUAUGACAAGUUUGGUCUCCUUCAAUCACCAAUAUGAAUUCUAAACCAUCUAAGGACUGUUAAGAAAUACUAAAUGUGUUCACUUGGCAAGAUAAACCAAGUCUGUAUUAUCUGGGUCAGUCAGAUCUUUCUCUAGACCAAAAUGUACUGUGUCUACUGUGAUAAAACAUAGAAAAAUUGGUUCAGCAGGAUUUCCUUUCCAGAAAAAUGCUGUAAAAACCUUUUGCAUCUACUGUUCCUGGCUUGUGUUAUGAUUGAUGUUGUAAAGUUGUAGUGUCUGGACUCUUAACAAUUUCUCCUUCUUAAACCCCCACACAGUGAGGGUUCCUAAUACUGGGUUGCCACUGCAGAAGCCUGGGCCGCCUGGCUUGCUUUGUGACCUCAAGUAAAAGGCAACCCCUGCAAGUGUUUGUGUGCAGUGCACAGAUGCCCAAUUUUGCAAGAAGAAAUAUCUGGGAUAUAAGGCCACAUCUCUGUGUCUGGCAUCAAAUAAAAUGAGCAAACACAUUUGCACAUGAUAUGCUGUCAUCCCAGGGCUGUGUGAGAUCUUGUGCAGCUCUGAAUCCAAAUCCAGUUUCUCCUGGUGUAUACUGGGCACUGCCUCCACUCAGUCACACUCCUUGCGGCUGUGGAAAGAGCAGACUCCCAGGACAAACUCUAGUGAGGAAUCCCAUAGCAGCACCUAUGGAGCGCUACCUCCACGUAGAACUGCUGAGAGGGUUUUCACUGUCACUGUGUCCCUCUUGUCCUAUCCAGGCUCCAUUUUUGAUUAAAAUUUUAAAAAUAUGGUUCUAAAUCUUAGCUGAAUACCUCAAGAUUGCACAAGCAGGGGGAAGUAAUGUAACAGAGGUUAUGGCAGGAGCUGGAAAUAGUAUGGGGUUCUGAGGGCUGUAAAUCUCCAGGAGAGUCGGAAUUUAAAAUAAUAAAAUACUGAGGGAACGCAGAAUCCUAUGUAGCUACUUCUCAUUUCUAUUGAUCUAAAAGAGGAACUUUACUUUAUCUUGAUUACAGUGUACCUGAUGGUUUAACUGUCCUUUUUAAAACCUCUGUCUAAAACUGAAAUAAUCCAGUUCAGUAGGUUGCUAACUUUAAAAGCGUGGAAUUAGAGGAGGGAAUUUAAAUUAAAAUUACUACAUUCAUUUAAUUGAAUGCUGAUUCCAUACACCAAGAAUGGAGAAUUACAGAAAUUGUUUUUGUUGCUGCAUAUUUUAUAUCUGUUACUGAAGAAUAAUUUUUUUGUCUGAAUCAUCCUCCACAUAGACUUCUUGCGUAUUUCUUUUCAAACUAAUAAACUACUCACUGGAGAUGUUUGGAGCUGUUGUAGUUUUGAUUCAUAACAAUCAGUUUUUAAAAUCUUGUCAAGAAGUUUAGUUCUUAGUCUGCUUUAGAAGUAGCUAUUUUAUAUCCAACAUCACUAUGAAGCAAAAGAAAUUCCUUCCAGAAUGACAAAAUAAUUAACAGACAGGGUGGUGGAUAGGAAAACAGCAAACUAAAGAAGUGAAUUUCUAAGUAACUUAAAACCAGAAACAUUUAAGGUACAAUAAUUUAAUUAAGAUAUAAUAUUACUUCAGCUGAGGCUGAUUAGUCUCAAAUGUAGUCUGAGGCUUUACAGUUAUGAUAAAGAUCAUCAACUUGCUCUGUUGUUAAUCCUAUGGAUACAUUUUCAUAACUUGAUGUGGUUUUCCAUUUAAUUACUUUCAUAUCAGAUUUAAAUAUUUUUAUGAGAAUUAAGCUGAGGUGGUGGGAGAAAUGUCUUGCAAAAUGCUAGAAGCCAUGGGCUUUUCAUCCCGAGGAAGGGAUUCUGUGCUCCAUUUUUGUUCCAUCAUCUUGUGUCCACACCAAAUGCCUGUCUUCUCAGUGAAUCCUUAUCUUCCCACCUCAGCUGAUAAUUUCACCACAAAUUACUGAGGAAACCUUUCAAAUUAUUUACUGCUAACAUUGAGAGCACUGGGAAUAAAAAAUUAAUUUCUUUAUGAAGGGAAGGUAUGGGUGUGAAGAUAUUUGUUUAUUUAUGAAGGGAAGCAUAUAUCUUUGCUUCUUCUGUUCCUUAUGCCUUUAUUAUAUCCCUCUCCCUUGUCCUCUCAUAGAUAUUUCUCAGAGGAGCACUAUUCAAUAUUACAUCUCCUCUACUUGGAAAUACUGUUUUCUUAAGGCAGACUAAAAGACAAAAUUCAUAUAUUUAUAAAUAGAUAUGCUUAUGAAUGGACUCAGUCCUGACAUUUUGAAAAGCCAGUGGAGUAAGAAUUUUGUUGUUCACUAACUUGCAGACUCAAACAUUCCUAAUUCAA
This is a messenger RNA of Motacilla alba alba, 14429 nucleotides long. It is a transcript of the gene ROR2, whose product is annotated as receptor tyrosine kinase like orphan receptor 2. Gene Ontology annotation, molecular function: endopeptidase activity; signaling receptor binding; transmembrane receptor protein tyrosine kinase activity. Bases 5215 to 7941 code for a protein of 908 amino acids. Lineage: Eukaryota; Metazoa; Chordata; Aves; Passeriformes; Motacillidae. Gene Ontology annotation, biological process: cell surface receptor protein tyrosine kinase signaling pathway; positive regulation of kinase activity; multicellular organism development. The transcript is spliced from 9 exons. Gene Ontology annotation, cellular component: signaling receptor complex. The record is from RefSeq and is a predicted model, not a curated record.